Molecule: messenger RNA, 459 nt
Organism: Lachancea mirantina
Lineage: Eukaryota; Fungi; Ascomycota; Saccharomycetes; Saccharomycetales; Saccharomycetaceae
Source: the annotation of a GenBank genome assembly
AUGUCGACCUAUGAAGAGGAACACAAUACCUCGGCGAAUAAUGCCUCGAGAAACACUAUCAGAGAUCACUUUCGAGAGGCUUUUCAAGAGGGUGGAGACUCAGGAAAUUUGUUAGAACUGCUGUCUCAGAUGAUGCCACAAGCACUACAGGAAGAGUUGUUGAACGGACCCGAAAAAGGAUGUCCUGAAUAUUAUAUUGAAUCAUUACCGAGGGUUCCCAAAGAGAAAUUAAAACCAGAGGAAUCUUGUAGCAUCUGUUGUUGUAAUUAUCGUGACGACAACUAUCCGCUAGUGGUUUUUCUUCCACACUGUAGUCACAGGUUUGAUUUUGAGUGCUUAGCCGUAUGGUUAUCGAAAAGCACGACAUGCCCACUAUGCCGGGAUGACGUGAUAGCUCACAGACAAGAGAUAGAUAUUACUCAGGUAGAGCUCGAGGAAGACUGGGGUAUGUAUGGCUAA